Frankliniella occidentalis (western flower thrips) is the source of this 2602-nucleotide messenger RNA. RefSeq lists its product as uncharacterized. Lineage: Eukaryota; Metazoa; Arthropoda; Insecta; Thysanoptera; Thripidae. The transcript has 5 exons. The record is from RefSeq and is a predicted model, not a curated record. Bases 387 to 2489 code for a protein of 700 amino acids.
ACUGCUCUCCCCCUUCGGUCCAAUUAUUCAAUAUACAUCCUCAUUACGCAAAAGAGUGUUGGACACAUCUGAAGCACAAUGACAAAAAAUCUUCACUGUAUUCUGACAAUAUGCUGUUGGUAAGCUGUAUGACAAAGUCGGUAGCGAGAGACGAUGUGAACGACACCGGUUGGCCGUCGGGGUGGAAGCUCGGGGGUCCCGUCCCCCCCGCUAGCCCCAGCUAUAAAUACAGGGGGGGCGGAGCAUGCGCGGGGCUGGGGAUGGCGUCAGUGGGCCGGCGCCAGUGAGCCGCAGAGCCCGCACCACCGCGUCGUCGCGCCCCGAGGCCUCGCCGGCAGCCUGCUCAGAGCUUUGCUGCUGCUGCUGCCCGGGAUGCUGCCGUGAUCAUGGUCGUCAUGCAGUGCGCGAGCGCCGGCUGCGGCGCGGCGGCGGCCAGCGUGUGCGCCAACUGCGGCGUAGCGGCGUACUGCAGCAAGGAGCACCAGCGCGAGCACUGGCCUCAGCACAAGGCGGGCUGCUUCCCCUGCGCGCUGCAGGCCGACGAGCGCCUAGGCAGGUUCCUCGCCACGUCCCGGGCGGUGCAGCCCGGCACGGUGCUGGUUCGCGAGUGGCCGCUGGUGGUGGGCCCGCGGGCCGACUCCUCGCGCCCCGUCUGCCUGGGCUGCCACUGCCCCCUGCCACCCCUGACCGGCGGCGCCAGCUGCAGCGCCUGCGGCGCGCCCGUCUGCGACGCCGACUGCGAGAAACUGGCCGCCCACGCGCAAUGGGAGUGCAAGGCGCUCAGGAAAGCGACGGUGACCCUGCCGCCCGCGGCCGUGCUGCCGCUGCGGUGCCUGCUCGGAGUCCGCUCCGGCCUCGACGGCUGGACAACGUUCCUGGAGCUGGAGGCGCACCUGGACCAGCGGCGCGGGACGGCCGUCUGGAGUGACCGCCAGAGCCAAGUCGUCGAGGUGCUGCGCGCUGCCGGGGUCGUGCCGGCGGACGGGUCCGAGGACGAGCUGGUGCAGCGCAUCUGCGGCAUCCUGGACGUGAACAGCUUCGAGGUGCGGGGGCCGGCGGCGGCGGGGUCGGCGGGGGAGCCGCUCCGGGCCGUGUUCCUCCGCGCCGCCAUGAUGGCGCACAGCUGCGUGCCCAACUGCCAGCUGUCCGUGGACGACAACCUGCAGCUGCAGGUGCGCGCCAGCUGCGCCGUGCCGCGCGCCACGCCCGUCCAGUACAACUACUGCGAGCUGCUGGAGAGUACGGCCCGCCGCCAGGAGCACCUGCGCGAGGGCAAGUACUUCGAGUGCUCGUGCGCGCGCUGCAGCGACCCCAGCGAGUGCGGCACGCACCUGGGCUCGCUGUGGUGCCCGCACUGCCUGACCGGGCUCGUGGUGCCGCCCGUGCACAACGCCCAGCAGGAGGGCGCGCCCGCCGCCCCGGAGCGCACCGUCCGGGCCCUGCCCCCCGGCGUCGCGACCCUCCCGGCGUCCUGCUCCAUCCGCGUGGCCAAGCGGCCGCCGCGGGCAGCCACCACCACCCCGCCGACCGCGCGGACGCCCGAGGCCACGGCACCCAGCCCGACCCCACAGGGUGACCUUCUCAAGGCACCCGCGCCGGCCUCAACCACACCGGCACCCGCGGCCGCCUCAGCCAAGGGUACGAAAGGACGUCGCAAGGGUGGGAAGCACCCCGCGCAGGAAGUGCCCAAAGGGGAGGUGCCCCGGCCCACGCCCGCGGCAAAGCAGGAGGUUCACAACUCAAAGAAGAAGUCUUCGAAUCAGGCAAAAGCCGGCAAAAAGGGACCUCAGGAAGGCGUGCUCGAGGGAAAACUCCAGGAGUGUCCGCCCGCCGCGUCACCACAGGGGUCACCUGAGGGGUCACCCAAGAGGGCGUCGGCGGGGUCGCCGACGGCCACGGCGGCGGUCCCCUGGAGGUGCACGAGCUGCGGGCGCGGGAUGGCGGCGCGCGCCGCCGAGUCCGCGGUGCUGCGCUGCGCCGAGGCGUGGGAGGCGGCGCGCCUCGGCGACGACCUGGACGCGCGCGGCCUCGAGGCGCUGCUCGCGCACCUGUCGCGCACCCUGCACCCGCGGCACGCGCUGCAGCUGGCCGCCAAGCAGGUGCUCGUCGCGCUGUACCGCGACCACGCGCUGGCCGCGCGGCGCCCCGCCGCGCACGCGCUCGCCAGGAUGCAGGAGCUGUGCCAGGAGAUCCUGGACGUGCUGGAGCUGCUGCAGCCCGGACACCUGUCGCGGCUCAAAGGCAUCGCGCUGCACGAGAUGCACGUGGCCGUGGCGCUGGCCGGCGGCGACCUGGAGCGAGCGCGGGCGCUGCUGCGUGCCUCCCUGGAGCACCUGCAGCUCGAGCCGCCGGACUCGCCCGAGGGCCGGCUGCACGCGCUCGCCCUGCAGGAGCUGGUCGCCGUGGAGGACAGCCUGCGGCAGGAAGCGCUCCAGGGCCAGCUGCAGGAGGAGCGGCGCGUGCGGGCCACCCGGCGGAGGAAGAAGUAGUGAGGUCAGCCUCCUCCAGGACUUCCAGGAUCUCCAGGACCUCCCAGGGGUUCGCCGACCAUCAAAAACAUGUCUGUGAACGGAAUAAAUAAAUUAUUAUUUAGGGAAAAACA